AUUUCCGCGAGCUGGACAGAGGGGAAGCAUCAACGGGAAUUGGUCGUUUAGCUUCCACUUUCUAAACUAGUUCUUCCAACAGACCCCUUAAAUUGGAAGCCCUGCAGGAUUUUCAGUGACCCCUUCCCAGUCAGCCAGAAUGCCAACCGCUCUCACAGAUCCAAGCCAGAUAAUCUGCGAAGUCUGGGCGAACAAUGUGGAUGAGGAGAUGAGGAGAAUCCGGCAAACUAUUCGAAACUAUUCUUACGUUGCCAUGGACACAGAGUUUCCAGGAGUGGUGGUUCGGCCCAUUGGUGAGUUUCGCAGCACAGUGGAUUACCAGUACCAGCUUCUGCGCUGCAAUGUGGACCUGCUGAAGAUUAUCCAGCUGGGACUGACAUUCAUGAAUGAGGAGGGCGACUAUCCCCCAGGGACCACAACGUGGCAGUUCAACUUCAAAUUCAAUCUGACAGAAGACAUGUACUCCCAGGACUCGAUUGAUCUCCUGCAGAAUUCGGGACUUCAGUUCAGGAAGCAUGAGGAAGAGGGAAUUGACACUCUCUACUUUGCAGAGCUCCUGAUGACGUCUGGCCUUGUUCUCUGCGAAAAUGUCAAGUGGCUCUCCUUCCACAGUGGCUAUGACUUUGGCUACCUGGUGAAGCUCUUGACCGACGCCAGGCUACCAGAGGAGGAGCACGAGUUCUUCCAGAUCCUCACCCUCUUCUUCCCUGCCAUCUACGAUGUAAAGUAUCUCAUGAAGAGCUGCAAGAACCUCAAGGGUGGUCUGCAGGAAGUGGCUGACCAGCUGGAGCUGAAGAGGAUCGGGAGGCAGCACCAGGCAGGGUCUGAUUCCUUGCUGACUGGGAUGGCCUUUUUUCGAAUGAAGGAGCUGUUUUUUGAGGAUAAUAUCGAUGAUGCAAAGUACUGUGGCCGGUUAUAUGGCCUGGGUUCUGGAUCGUCCAGUCAGAACGGCAUAUCCAGCAGCAGCCAAGAAGAGGCCAACAACAAGCACUGA
This is a messenger RNA of Megalops cyprinoides (Indo-Pacific tarpon), 994 nucleotides long. Its product is annotated as CCR4-NOT transcription complex subunit 8-like. NCBI's taxonomy places the organism in Eukaryota, Metazoa, Chordata, Actinopteri, Elopiformes, Megalopidae. The coding region runs from base 140 to 994 and encodes 284 amino acids. Gene Ontology annotation, molecular function: nucleic acid binding; poly(A)-specific ribonuclease activity. The record is from RefSeq and is a predicted model, not a curated record. The transcript has 7 exons. Gene Ontology annotation, cellular component: P-body; CCR4-NOT complex; CCR4-NOT core complex.